This is a messenger RNA of Macrobrachium nipponense, 3363 nucleotides long. RefSeq names its product carbohydrate sulfotransferase 4-like. Bases 375 to 1802 code for a protein of 475 amino acids. The transcript has 8 exons. Gene Ontology annotation, molecular function: N-acetylglucosamine 6-O-sulfotransferase activity. Lineage: Eukaryota; Metazoa; Arthropoda; Malacostraca; Decapoda; Palaemonidae. The record is from RefSeq and is a predicted model, not a curated record. Gene Ontology annotation, biological process: sulfur compound metabolic process; N-acetylglucosamine metabolic process.
GUGUUGACUCGACUGGUGCUACGUAAAGACGCUCUCACCAGCGCCCCACAGGUGUUGUAUCAAUGUCUCUCGGGGAAGCUUCUCGCUUGCCGCGCCCCUAGAAGUUAAAUGUGAGUGAAAAGGAAAUAUCCACGGGAGUCUCCCCAAGCUAUUAUCUCCUUCGGCGUGAUAAAAGAGGGCGUCGUCGGCUGUUGUAUAUAGUGGAAGAUGCAAUAAAGUGACUGAGAGGGAUAAUUUGGCCCAAACUUCUUCUUUCUUCUUCUUCUUCUUCCAAAGGCGUUUCGGACACAACACAAUCCGGGGCAACUUCAGAAGGAGGUGAGUGAUGAAUUCUACUGGAAUGAAUGUCUUAAUUUAACCGUAUUUCUCGGAGCAUGCGGAUGCUGGGCAAGAUGUGGGCGGUGCUAGCAGCCAGCAGAACAAGACGCGUGGUGGUCAUCCUGACUCUGAUCUGCCUCCUCUUGGCCGUCCAGAUCUUGACUCACCGAAGUACUACCUCAGAGACUGUGAUAGAGGAUCCCUCAAGAGGCCAGAGACUCCUGCCAGUGGUUGAGCAACAGCAACUGCAGCAGCCCUCGUCAACCCAGGCCCCAGAGCCAGAGAGCCAGGGCACGGCAAGAAAUGACAAGGAUUUGAAGAAGCAGCAGCAGAACAAGGCCAAGGAGGAGCUUCUGAAGAACUUCUCAGCCCUGGACACGAAGCAACUUCAGAAGUUAUGGCGGAUGCUGGACUCGACGAAGGACCCCCACUCCGUUCCCGAAAUCCGCAUCAACCAGGCACUCCAGUCGCUGAAGAUUCGGUUACUGGAGGAAGUCAGCGGGAAGAAGUAUCCACUGAUUAUGGACGCUGCCCACAAGGCACUGGCCUUAUCUGAGCAUCCAAGACCGGAGCCCCUUCAGAUUGUCAUAGCUACAACCUGGCGUUCAGGAUCAACAUUCCUGGAGGAGCUGUUGGCGUCCCAUCCUGCCGUGUACAACCAUUAUGAGCCCCUCAUGCAGUUCGGUCUUCGACAGAUCAGGGAUGGUGGUGACUCGGACAAAGCCCAGAAGUUGGUACACUCCCUCCUGCUGUGCAACUAUAACGGGCAAGACGAUUACAUCAAGACAGCAGUUAAAAUACGGGACAUGUUCAGCAGGAACACCGUGUUGUGGCAGUCCUGCAGCUCUGACGACUACGGCGAUGCCAUGUGCUACAACGAGUCCUUCCUGAGAGGAGCCUGCAAGCUGUUUCCCUGGGCAACCAUGAAGCUCGUGAGGUUGCGACUAAAGCUCCUCAGACCUGUCUUAGAGGACAAGAAGCUCAAUGUUCGAAUUGUGUACCUGGUGAGGGACCCACGCGGAGUCAUCAACUCCCGAGUGGGCACAGUGAAAUGGUGCAGUUCCAAGGACUGCAAUGAUCCCUCUUACCUCUGUGCAGACAUGGACGACGACCUGACAGCUGCCAUCCAGCUGCAGAAGGACUUCCCCGGUCGUGUGUACACGCUACGCUACGAGGACCUAUCUCUCAAUCCCGUCAACAAGACGAAGGAGCUUCUGGAUUAUCUCGGUCUAGACUUCGACCCUAAAAUGAAGGAGUUCCUGGACUCGCACACCACCAAGAACUACGACAAGCCUUGGAGUACUUCGCGGGAGUCCAAGAAGAGAGUCACCUACUGGGUCACGAAACUCGAUGACUACAGACUGAAGGCUGUGCAGGACGCUUGCUCGCCCGUCAUGGAGAGGUUUGGUUACUUACCGAUAGACUCCAACAAAAACAUAAGCGUGUCAGAUAUACUUGGACCAAUGGUCUUACCAAAUUCAUGAGGGUGAAUUCUUGUUUAGGUGAACUAAGAAAUGCCUGUGGUGCAUACAAACUCAUGUGAUAGUUACUGAGUGUAUUUCCUUGUUUUCUUGAGGUCACUGAAUUUUUUUUAAUUAUCAUGUGUAUGAGCUAUUCCUGAAAUAGUUCUGUGACCCUGUUCUCUCGUUGAAGAGCUAGAUGUAUAUUUGUUAUUUUCCAAACAAAUUUUUGUAAACAUAUUCAAAGACUUUCGACUGCGGUUGUCUUAUGAGAUACGCUUUGUGAUACCGAUGGAAUUGCAAUGGCUGUGAGUAUGGAACGAACAUUUAUAAUUUCCACUUCCCUUGGGAAAACAGUUUAAGUGAACAUUAGACACAUUUAAAUCCCCUUCUACGGGAAAGAUGUACCAUGAUUUGUUUGAUAUUCAACAGUGAGUUGAAUAGGUGAGUGAGCAAAACGAAUCGCUUAUAUUUUAAAAGUUGUUUCACUCGAAGGUUCAAAGGUCACUCCCAAGUGGCAGGGUCAGAGGUCGGGUCACAGCUCUGUCACUGAAGGUCUCAGAGACCGAAUAUAUAAGUAUAGAUAUCAGUGGGCUAAGUGUGCCCCCACUCCAGCCAAGCUGAGACCUGGGGGAACCAGGCAAUAGUUGCUUUAUACAGGAGAGAUGUGUUUCUUUCCUUUUUCUUUAUUCACUCUUGACGCUUUCUCCGUCAUACUGAAUAUACUCAUCAGUAAUUACAAUCUUCAGUUACAUUCCUUUUCCUGAAGACAUUCAGAAGAGCAGGUCUUCGUUGUUUUGCAUAAUUAAAGUACUUUUCACUUUUCUCCUGCUUUCUCUAUUCAGUCCCUGCUAUUUCAGCUGGGGUUGUGGCCUGGCUUGUAAUAAUAAUAAUACUAAUGAUUAUAAUUACAGAAAUAAUAAUACAUUUGAUGUAGUUAUAUACUAAAGUGGCCUUUAUUGUGACGUCAGUCCGUUGCCUUCAUAUGUUUGCAUAACUCUUGUGCCUUUUACGUUAUUAUUAUUAUUAUUACUAUUACGUUAUUUCUUCUUCUUUUUUUAACAUUUCACUAUUUUAAUCCUUCAUUUUCUUCACCUGAAUCGACUUCUGUUGAGAUCCCGCCUUCGACACCGCCUCAAGAGAAGGCUUAACCCUCAUCAACAUUGUGGCCUUGCACGUGCCUUUAUACUAGUAGCCAUAGUUUUCGUAUUUUUAUCCCUUCCAUGCACUUAGACGUGCAUGCAUGCAUAAAUACAUGCGUGCAUACUUACUGGUAUGAGAGUACGCUGUGUCAUUUUAAAGUGUCUUCGUGUUGAUCUUCUGGUGCUGUUUUUCAUAUAAGGUGAGAGCUGUUGCAAAGGCAAGCCUUCACAAUUACUACUAAUACUACCACUUUCGGUGUGUAUCGCACGUUUUCUAUUCUGCUAUCUGAUGCAGCCUAGACUAUUUUUGUACUGAAACGCGAAUAAAACGUUUUUAGUGUGUGUUUUUUUUUUUUUAAGACUUUGGAUACUGAGUGUUCCUGUAUGCGGUAACUUUGUCAGUUUGUAGAUAAUCUAUGCAGCAUGAUGCAGUAUAUAUAUAU